AGAGGAUGUCAUGGGAAAGGAAUCUGUUCGGUUCUCGGUUGGUUGGUUGAGUUCGUUCGUACCAGAAGACGAGUUUGCUGAAACUUAAGGACCAAAACCCAAGGGCAUACAGCUGACGAUGGAAGUUCGAUCAAACUGACCUGAUCGAGUCCAUCCAAAUUGACUGGUGUUAUGUUGGAUCACAGGUCAAUUCGGUUGCCCUCGGGCAGUUGUAUGCACUUGGCUUGGGAUCGAUUGUGGCAAGGUGUCCGGUGCGGGAGGACCUACCGAAAGAAGACCAUUCGCAUCGCAUCGUGCCCGAGUGCUGGCCGUGCCGGUGGAAAAGACACGGGCAGCAGCGACUACCGCGAACCGCGCCAAAGGACCAAGAAUUCCACAGAUUUCAACAGAUGAUGGGCUCGCCCUCCGGCCGGCGCACUCGCCCGUGUCUAGCGCGUCGCACCGCCGAGGACGGCGGCCCGAUUUGCCCUCCUUAUUUAGGCGCCGUCUUUUGUCCCCGUCCCAGCCGAACCAAGGCGCAAUGAGCUCCCCCGUGGUGCGCCGCGCACUCCUCCUGUCACUCAUCUGCGCCGGAGCGCUCGGUUUCUUGCCCUGCUCCCAUGGCGCCGCGGUGGCGCCCGGCUACGUCACCGUCUCCGCUGCCAGAUUCAGGCCGUCCUCAACGUGCAGCUCCCUCGACCCAGUUGCGCAGCGGCGGCGGAACGGCACGUCCGCCGUGUUGCGGCUGACGCACAAGCACGGGCCGUGCGCCCCCUCGCGGGCGUCCUCCCUGGCGACCCCGUCGGUCGCUGACACGCUGCGCGCGGACCAGCGCCGGGCGGAGUACAUACUGCGGAGGGUGUCGGGGCGCGGCACGCCUCAGCUGUGGGACUCCAAGGCCGAGGCGGCGACGGCGACGGUGCCGGCGAACUGGGGGUUCAACAUCGGCACGCUCAAUUACGUGGUGACGGUGAGCCUCGGCACGCCGGGCGUGGCGCAGACGCUUGAGGUGGACACCGGCAGCGACUUGUCCUGGGUGCAGUGCACGCCGUGCGCGGCGCCGGCGUGCUACAGCCAGAAGGACCCGCUCUUCGACCCCGCCCAGUCGUCGUCCUACGCCGCGGUGCCGUGCGGAGGGCCCGUGUGCGGGGGGCUGGGCAUCUACGCGUCCUCCUGCUCGGCGGCGCAGUGCGGGUACGUGGUCAGCUACGGCGACGGGUCCAAGACCACGGGCGUGUACAGCUCCGACACGCUGACUCUGUCGCCGAACGACGCGGUGCGGGGCUUCUUCUUCGGCUGCGGGCACGCGCAGAGCGGGUUCACCGGCAACGACGGGCUCCUCGGCCUCGGCCGCGAGGAGGCGUCGCUCGUCGAGCAGACGGCGGGCACGUACGGCGGGGUCUUCUCCUACUGCCUCCCGACGAGGCCAUCCACCACGGGGUACCUGACGCUGGGCGGGCCGUCCGGCGCGGCGCCGCCGGGCUUCUCCACGACGCAGCUGCUGUCGUCGCCGAACGCGGCGACCUACUACGUCGUGAUGCUGACGGGCAUCAGCGUGGGCGGGCAGCAGCUGAGCGUGCCGUCGUCGGUGUUCGCGGGCGGGACAGUGGUGGACACAGGCACGGUCAUCACCCGCCUGCCCCCGACCGCGUACGCGGCGCUGCGGUCCGCGUUCCGCAGCGGCAUGGCCUCGUACGGCUACCCGUCCGCGCCGGCGACCGGGAUCCUGGACACGUGCUACAACUUCUCCGGGUACGGCACCGUGACGCUCCCGAACGUGGCGCUCACGUUCAGCGGCGGCGCGACCGUGACGCUGGGCGCCGACGGGAUCCUGUCGUUCGGCUGCCUCGCGUUCGCGCCCAGCGGCAGUGACGGUGGCAUGGCCAUCCUCGGCAACGUGCAGCAGCGGUCGUUCGAGGUGCGCAUCGACGGCACCUCCGUCGGGUUCAAACCCAGCUCCUGCUGAUCCAUCGAUUUACAGUCGGCGACGGCUUCUGAUAACAGAUAGCUAGUAGUAUAACAAGUAUAUGCGUGUACGCACGUACGUACACGAAAGUAUAGAGAUACAUCAUACAUACAGAGUUACAUAACACACUGUACAUGAUAGUACAGACAAACUACAGGAGAGCGUAUACCAUAGUACACAGUAGCGGUGGAAGUUCUUUCUUUGGUGGCAUUAGGAGGCUAACUAGAGACGUAAACGUGUUGACACAUGACACGUUCCAACUGAUUCGGCAUUGCUUUAUACAAAGGUGAUCUAUCUACGACUCAUGUCUCGCUGUCAAACUAGCUAGACGAUGGGCUGCUAAUCGAGUUAGGGCAGUGUUAGGAGGGCGUGUGGGCCUACUCUGCCCUGUUCUUUUGUAGUGGUGGCUCCUGGGUAAGAUUGGACUCUUCA
Messenger RNA from Sorghum bicolor (sorghum), 2377 nucleotides. Its product is annotated as aspartyl protease family protein At5g10770. NCBI's taxonomy places the organism in Eukaryota, Viridiplantae, Streptophyta, Magnoliopsida, Poales, Poaceae. The coding region runs from base 521 to 1945 and encodes 474 amino acids. Gene Ontology annotation, biological process: proteolysis. The transcript has 2 exons. The record is from RefSeq and is a predicted model, not a curated record. Gene Ontology annotation, molecular function: aspartic-type endopeptidase activity.